AUGAUUCUCCUGUGGGGUUUGUCAGAAGUUCCAGAUAGUGUCUCUGACACAUACAUUUCCAAUACAUUGAGUCAUCUGAAUCCUAAAAUUCAUGAGGCAGGACAGUUUGCUCUGCAGAGAGGAUCUGCUGCAGAGCUCUUGCUUUCUCCUGGCCUCACUGGAACUGGGAGUCUGGACUUUGCCCAGUACAUGGGCAGCAGCAGCCUGCUUAAAGUUUCAAAGACAGAAGAAAACUCCCGUGCUCUGAGCACUGGGGAGAAAAGGUUUGGUUAUAAAGGUUCCUACUUUCUCAGAAUUAUUCCGGGAUUUAUGUGCCAGGGUGGUGACUUUGCACACCAUAAUGGCACCGGCGGCAAGUCCAUCUAUGGGGACAAAUUUGAGGAUGAGAACAUCGUCCUGAAACAUACAGGUCCUGGUAUCCUGUCCAUGGCAAAUGCUGGACCUAACACAAACAGUCCCCAGUUUCUCACCUGUGCUGCCAAGACUGCGAGGUGGGAUGGCAAGCAUGUGGUCUUUGGCCAGGUGACAGAAGGCAUGGAGCGUGUGACAGCCAUGGAGCGCUUUGGGUCCAGGGAUGGCAAGAGCAGCAAGAUGAUCACCAUUGCUGACUUGGACAACUCUAAUAAAUUUGACUGGUGUGUUAUCUUAACCACCAGACCAUUCCUUCCGUAGCUCAGGAACACCCCUUC
Molecule: messenger RNA, 689 nt
Organism: Pipistrellus kuhlii (Kuhl's pipistrelle)
Lineage: Eukaryota; Metazoa; Chordata; Mammalia; Chiroptera; Vespertilionidae
Product: peptidyl-prolyl cis-trans isomerase A-like
Exons: 2
Coding region: 1-672 (223 amino acids)
Biological process (GO): protein peptidyl-prolyl isomerization
Molecular function (GO): peptidyl-prolyl cis-trans isomerase activity
Source: RefSeq, a predicted model, not a curated record